Messenger RNA from Cydia pomonella (codling moth), 1258 nucleotides. RefSeq lists its product as uncharacterized. The coding region runs from base 278 to 730 and encodes 150 amino acids. The transcript has 2 exons. NCBI's taxonomy places the organism in Eukaryota, Metazoa, Arthropoda, Insecta, Lepidoptera, Tortricidae. The record is from RefSeq and is a predicted model, not a curated record.
AUUUUUUUCUUGUCGAAUUUCACAAAAAGUCAUAUAAUUUUUUUUGCUUCUGUUGCCAUCAGGAAUGCACCAUUAAAAUAUCUCGCAAUGCUCACGGGCACCUUGUAUUAAUUAAUGCCUAAUCAAAUACCAACCAAAUGUAUGGUAGACAUUUGUUAUUGCGAAGGUACACUUAAGCAUACCUAUUCUAUUUGCACAGUUGGCUAUAAAAACGUAAGAAGCACUAACUUCAACUGAUAUUUGUCAUUUCCAUCCGAUAACGUGGUGGCGUCGAAAGAUGUGGAAGUACAAUUUACUGGUAGUUUUAAUGUUUCUGUGUGUAAGGGCUAUAAGGUCUAAAGAAGACAAGGCAGAUGUUGUGCCAGAAAUGUGUGGUGAAGAAGAUACAGGGGUCGAGUUUUUGCCGAAAGCAUUUGAUCCAAUAAUUAACAGUACCAAAAAUGUGUUUAAAAACGUUCUAUUGCCUGAUUCAAAUACUACAGGAAGCCAAGACGAGUUGAAAAGUACCAAGUGUGUUGGUGACGGGCUUCUGGACUUCAUACAAUGCGUGGUGGCCUCGAAGAUAGAAAGUUUUCGGCAAGAUCUUAGCCAGGUUGCUUUCCCCGAGACACAUCCCGAGGUGUUUCGGCGGCACCACAUGAACUCCAAGAUCCAGAGCAGCCUUGAGGAGUGGAUUAAGAAGUUUAUCAAGGACAUGGUUCCAGAUACAAAUUGUACAUCUGAUGAAUAAACUUUUGGUGUACCUACAUAAAUUGAUAUUGAAUUUAACUCACAUACGCAUAUUUCAACUAAGUACCUCUUGUUGAUUUUAUUAAUCUUUGAAGAAUAUUAUAUUGGUAUCGCAUAUAUUGUAUUAAAUGUACCUAUACCUAUCUACGAAAUAGGUAGAUAGGUAUACUUGUGAAUUAUCCUAGUGUUCGAUUGGCGUUAGAAAACUGUACGAAAUUCACACAUUUUUGAGAUAUAUUCAAAAUUCAAAAUUAUAAUUAUCUCGGCUUUGAAAAGUCCCCAAUAGCCCCUAUAAUAUGUAGGUACUCCAAAUUGAACGAAAAUAAGGAACUGCAUUAGAACUUUAUAAUUUGAUGUCAAGUUGAAAUCAUUUUAAAAUUUCUAACGUUUUGAAAGUGGAUUAUUGUUGUUCUAUGAAGUGUGCAGAAAGUGAAUAGUGAUACAUUCCUGCACGAGAGCAUUUUAUAUUACAAGUACAUUUUUCAAGGUUUUUUACGAUAUAAGAAAUUAAAAAUUGGUUUUAAAUGGA